AUGGUGUCUACUGCGGCUGGGGCGACAAGUUCGGGGGCGGGGCUUGAAGGGGAAGAGGGAGAGUCGAUCUGGGGUGAGGACGAUGCGUCAAUCGCAGAGACGACGGACGUGGAGCUGUUGAAGAGGGCGUGGAGGAACGAGAAGGCGGCGCCGGAGAUACUCCUGUUCGAGGCCGGCCUCGUCCAGCGAGCCCGCGAGCAGAUUCAACUCCUGGUUAGUCACCUAUUCUCUCACGGGUGCCUCCGAAAACUACCGGCUCCAUGUAGAAGCUUCAAAGGAAAGAGUAUGAUAUUUUUAUUUUUGUUUUUGGUGCCGAGUGAACUCAAUUGUUAUGUUGUGUACACCGAUGUACUCUUCAGAUCGAAGAUGAUUGCGAAUUUCUAUUGGUACAUCUCUUGUCUGGAUAAUUUUCGCCGACCUCACAUCCUGAAAUGCCUCAACUGUUCAUGUGAACAGUCCAGAAAAUCACUGUUUUAAUUUAUUAAGGUUGUAGCGGAAGACUGAGACUGCAUAAAUGCUUGUGUUAUUGCUCUCGUUGUUUCUCCUGUGAUUUCAGAAGUCAUAACUUUUGAAUCCAUUCGUUGUAACGCACUGCAUCUGCAGUGUGGAGUGCCGUCUUUCCCUGAUAGUAUCUGUCCGGUUGGUUUUGAUAAAUAACACUCCUCUGGUGUGAAUUUUGCUUUUCUUAGGAAGAGACGGUGGAAGACUUUGUUGAAAAUGGUACGGAUGAUCUCAUCGUCUCCCUGUACCAAAUGGAUCUGGAUAGGUCAUUGUUUCUCCUAAGAUCAUAUCUUCGGGUACGACUUCAAAAGGUUGGUGGAAAUCUCAUUCUAUCUGUUUUUUUCUAUAUACAGUUUAAAGCUUAGUUAGUAACUGGUGCUUACUGGUUAUCCUAAAAUCCUCAGAUUGAAAAAUACAUGUUCCACAUUUCAAGAACCGAUCUGUGGAAUCGGCUUUCUGAGCAAGAAAAGAAGUUUUCCAAAAGGCAAGUCUUUACUUUUAGAACAUCAGACGUUCUUUAUCCAGAUGCCCACUUUACCUAUAAUUGCAACAAUUUUCGUACUGUGUCAUAAAAUCGUUUUUAAUCGACAGGUGCGUUAAUGCUAUGGAAAAACAUCUUGAGCAAUCUGUACUGUCACGACUACCUUAUGGCUAUCAGUCCAUUUUGAAGCAAUCAAUUUCCAGUGAGGAAGAUGACAUGGGUAUUGUUGACUGCAACCUAGGAAGCCUCCUAAUGUUUUGAAUGCUUCUUUUGUUGGCAGCUAUGGUAACUCCAACUAGUCUUUGACUAGACCCAGGAGGAUAGAAUACUUUCCACGUAACCCUCUCCACCCCCCACCCCCCCAACCGACAAAAAUUUAUUCAAUUGCUUGUUUGAAUAAGAUAUGCGUCUGUUGCAUCCUUAUGGCCUAAUGGACUGUGAAAUGAGCGCAUUGUACUAAGUCUCUCACUUUUCUUGUUUGUGUGUCCAUGUAAAAUAUAUGAUGUUGUUUCCAUUAGUGCUAACAUGAGCAAGCUUUCCAAUUCAGUAUUAAGAGGAAAAAAAACUUUCAAGAGUGGAUGUCUGUGAUACAAAUAUAAUUUUUCUGUAACAAUUUUUUCUUUGCUGAUGCAAUCCUAGAUCCUAGAGGUGUGGACAAAAAUAUUAUUUUAAUGAAGAAGAAUACGACUUUACCAUUUUCAAAGAGUUGAGGUCACUAAAGGGUCUUUCCGAUUUAAUUGUGAUCUGUUACUCAUAUAGAGGAAGUUAAAGGACCUGAUUACUGAAUGAACUUGUAGUAUUUUCACUUUCGGAGAAUCUAAAUAAAUUUCUUAGCAUGACAUUUUCACUUGUUGUCUGUUUUGUUGAGAAACUGGAGAAAUCUUGUGUUAAUGAUUCCUUCUGCAGGAAUUUUAUUGUCUGAUUGAAUUUUUAACGGGUUCUGUGUGAUUCUCUGAUUUCCUAUUUAGAAUAGCAAUGUCAUACGUGCGAACUGCUUUCUUAUGAGAGUUUUGUCUCUGUUUCAAAGAACUUAGCUAUUAAGAAAGGAUGUUGGCCACAAUCUGUGAACCUUUCAGGUAGGAGGAUGACUUCCACUUUGGACCAGGAGAUAUCCUCGGAUCACCAGCAAGCUUUACUGGUAUAGAAAGCUAGUAGAGUGAGUAUUAGAGGUGGACUGACCUUUUCUAACCUCCUGCUUCCAAGGGGUUGCAACAUAGCAGACCUCCGUGUUUAUGAGGACUUUUUUAAUAAACCUGCUACAAGAGCUCAUUCAAUUUUUAUAUAGUUGUGUCCAAGUGAUUAAAAGAGUUUCUCUAAAGUGAUGUCAAGUUUCAAGAUGAGGAUAUCCCAGAUCAAUAGCCAAGGAGCACACAUGGAUCACUCAGUAAAAGCCUCAAAUAGGAAGGUCACAGUUCCCCCCCCACUGCAUGGAUUGAAGCUCCCUCCUGCCUUAGGAACCCAAUGAUAGUGGGUGCAAAUUGUUAGGCAUAGAUAAAGCACGUACCAAGGUAAAACAUCGAUGAAUCUCCACACAUAUCAACAAUGUGUGGGAGGGUUUUAUGUAUCCAAUGUGAGGGUUUCGUCCAUCAUUGCAUCAACAGUUCCUUCUCAGAUUUCCCCUGCCUGUUUAACUGAUUCAAGUUUGCCAUCGCACUUUGUAGCUGACGGACGAUUGAUUAUUCCCUCUUCCUCAAUUCCGACUGGGUCACCACUAAAUCCCUUGCUUUGUUGAUUGAUCUCAGUCCCAGAGCCGAAGCUGGACACAUUUGUCUUCUGCAAGAGCAAGGGUGCUGUCGGAGCUUUUCAGCUUGAUGACGUGUACUCUCUCCUCCCGAUUUCCUCCUACUACCAUAUUUCUUCUCACAGUUAAGCUCAGUUCAACUCACCUAAGCAUGCAUCUUUCUUUUACUAUGUGAAGUGGGGAUGAGAUUGUAGAUUUGGUGUCCGAUGAUCUCUACGUUCUCCGAUACAAGUCUAUAAAGGGUCUCGUCGAAGGCGGACGGAUCGACCUCGUCUAG
Messenger RNA from Spirodela intermedia, 3000 nucleotides. The record is from the annotation of a GenBank genome assembly. NCBI's taxonomy places the organism in Eukaryota, Viridiplantae, Streptophyta, Magnoliopsida, Alismatales, Araceae.